CACACACACACACACACACACACACACACACACACACACACCCCAAGCUUCUCAUAGUCAUAGGUGAGGAGAAUGUAAUCCGUAUUCAGCCUGACAGCAUUUACCCAUCCAUCUGUCUCGUCUUUCGGUGUUCAUCUUCUUGUAGUCUCGUGAGAUUUUUGCUGUUUGUUUCAUCACGAUGGGAUCCACUGCCUUUUCUCGCAGCUUUCGAGGCUUCACUUGCGAGAUAGGACACGGCGGUUCAGAACAGAUGGCUGCUGCAUCUGCAUGCCAACCGUUUCAAGAAGGGAAGCAGCACCUGCCACUGCACCAUAGCGGUUCUGCUCUUCCUCCAGUGAACAGAGGAACGGUUCUGCCUCUGCGACAGGCCACCUCGGUGCCGCCUCCGGCCGCGCGGGAGCCGCCGCCGCCGCCGUCGUCGGGGAGGAGUGCGACGGAGGUGCGUGCCCUGAAGGUCCACAGCGAGGCCGAGAGGCGGCGGCGGGAGAGGAUCAACGCCCAUCUCGCUGCGCUGAGGAGGAUGGUCCCUGAUGCUAGGCAGAUGGACAAGGCCACCUUGCUGGCCAGGGUGGUUUGCCAGCUGAAGGACCUGAAGAGGAAAGCCGCCGAAACCAGACAGCCGCUGCCCAUCCCUGCAGAGGCCAACGGCAUCACUGUCGACUGCUACACUGGCGCCGCCGCCGGCGGCUACGGGAGGCCGGAGACGUGCAUCAGGGCCUCCGUCAGCUGCGACGACCGGCCGGGGCUCCUCGCUGACCUCGCCGGAGCGUUCCGUGGUCUGAGGCUGAGGCCGAUGAGAGCAGACAUGGCCUCCCUCGGAGGCAGGGCACGGUGUGAGUUCAUGCUGUGCAGGGAGGAGGGCGAUGUGGUGAGCGCCGGCCGCGUGAAGGCUCUGGAGGACGGUGUCAGGCAGGCGCUGGCCAGUGCUGCGUACCCGGAGUCGGCGUACGGAUGCAAUUAUAGGAGCAGGAGGCGGAGGAUUUUGGAAUCGCAUUAUGCACUUGGUCAUGAACUCGGCGUAGGUGAUCACCAUGGCCGGUAAUUUUGGAGACCAAGUUGUGAUCUUUUGAGGUGUUCCUGAUGAGAAAUGAUUGCAGAAAGGUUUAAGGGGGUAAGCUCUCCUAUUUCCAUUGCGA
Panicum virgatum (switchgrass) is the source of this 1136-nucleotide messenger RNA. RefSeq names its product transcription factor bHLH51-like. NCBI's taxonomy places the organism in Eukaryota, Viridiplantae, Streptophyta, Magnoliopsida, Poales, Poaceae. Gene Ontology annotation, molecular function: protein dimerization activity; DNA-binding transcription factor activity. The record is from RefSeq and is a predicted model, not a curated record. The coding region runs from base 179 to 1042 and encodes 287 amino acids. The transcript is spliced from 2 exons. Gene Ontology annotation, biological process: regulation of DNA-templated transcription.